Messenger RNA from Acomys russatus (golden spiny mouse), 1431 nucleotides. It is a transcript of the gene Krt40, whose product is annotated as keratin 40. The transcript has 7 exons. Lineage: Eukaryota; Metazoa; Chordata; Mammalia; Rodentia; Muridae. Bases 16 to 1320 code for a protein of 434 amino acids. The record is from RefSeq and is a predicted model, not a curated record. Gene Ontology annotation, molecular function: structural molecule activity.
AAUUCUUCUUAGAAGAUGGCUUCCGACGGCUCCCCUGGGUGCUGCUCUUCUGAGUCCUCUGCAGGGGCGUCGGGCUGUGUGACUGCCUCAUCCUGUUCCACUGACACAACUUGCCUCCCCACCACUUGUACCAUACCCAGAUAUCCAACCCCGGCCUUCCUCUGCAGGGCCCACCACUCAGCCGGUUGCCUCGCGCUGCCGUGUUACUUCAGCGGCGCUGGCGGUUGUAGCAGCCCAUGCCUGAUGGGGAGCUGUGCGUGGUGUGAGGAAGGGACGUUCAACAGCAAUGAGAAGGAGACGAUGCAGUUUCUGAAUGACAGACUGGCCAGCUACCUGGAGAGGGUGAGGAGCCUGGAGGAGAACAACGCAGAGCUGGAAUGCAAGAUCCGAGAGCAGUGCGAGCCCAAUGCCCCGCUGGUGUGUCCAGACUACCAGCGUUACUUUGACACCAUUGAAGAACUCCAACAAAAGAUACUGUGCACGAAGGCAGAGAAUUCUAGACUUGCCGUACAGGUGGACAACUGCAAACUGGCUGCCGAUGAUUUUAGGUCAAAGUAUGAGAGUGAACUGUCCCUUCGCCAGCUGGUGGAGAAUGACAUCAGUGGCCUCCGUGGGAUCCUGGGUGAACUGAACCUGUGCAAAUCAGAUCUGGAGGCCCACGUGGAGUCCCUGAAAGAUGACCUCCUUUGCCUUAAGCAAAGCCAUGAAGAGGAGGUCAACCUGCUUCGUGAGCAGCUUGGAGACCGGCUCAGCGUGGAGCUGGACACUGCCCCCACUGUGGACCUCAACAAGGUCCUGGAUGAGAUGCGGUGUCAGUAUGAGAGGGUGCUGGCCAACAACCGCAGAGAGGCGGAGGAGUGGUUCGCUGCCCAGACAGAAGAGCUGAACCAGCAGCAGAUGUCCAGCGCAGAGCAGCUGCAGGGCUGCCAGACUGAAAUGCUGGAGUUGAAGCGCACAGCCAACACUCUGGAAAUCGAGCUCCAGGCGCAGCAAACCCUGACAGAGUCUCUGGAAUGUACUGUGGCAGAAACGGAGGCCCAGUACAGCACACAGCUGACCCAAAUGCAGUGCCUCAUCGACAGUGUGGAGCAGCAGCUGGCUGAGAUCCGCUGUGACCUGGAGCGACAGAACCAGGAGUACCAGGUGCUGUUGGACACCAAGGCCCGGCUGGAGUGUGAGAUCAACACAUACCGGGGCCUGCUGGAGAGCGAGGACAGCAGACUCCCCGGCAACCCAUGCUCUACGGCGCCCGUACCAAACAGCACGUGUGAGCCGUGUGCAGCCUAUGUCAUUUGCACGGUUGAGAACUGUUGUGCAUAAAGAUUAAGUGUCUAGCAUGGUGGAUGGAAAUCAGAACUGUUGGUGCUCAAGAAAGAAGUCCAGGCCUAAACCAGGCACCCCAAUGCAGAAACAGGGAUCCACCAAGCUUUC